Molecule: messenger RNA, 1911 nt
Organism: Pseudozyma hubeiensis SY62
Lineage: Eukaryota; Fungi; Basidiomycota; Ustilaginomycetes; Ustilaginales; Ustilaginaceae
Exons: 1
Coding region: 1-1911 (636 amino acids)
Biological process (GO): mitochondrial translation; tRNA aminoacylation for protein translation
Cellular component (GO): mitochondrion
Molecular function (GO): ATP binding; aminoacyl-tRNA ligase activity
Source: RefSeq, a predicted model, not a curated record
AUGUCAUUCUUGCGCUCCUGCGUCCUUCCAGCUACUCGUCGACUACCUUGCCUUGCAUCCGCGCUUUCAGCACCCUCAAGCUAUCCGCAGCUUCGGUGUCCGUUCAGCACGCCAUCUACAUCGCCGCAGCUUGUCAGACCCUUCCAUACAAGUCGUACAAACCUGUUCAAAAUGUCCUCCGCUGACGCCGAUCAGGCAAAGAUUGCCGAGCUUCAGGCGGCUCGCGCCGAGCAGGAUGAAAAGGUCCAGCAGCUCCGAGCUGCUAACACCGAGCAGUCGACGCUGAAAGCCGAGAUCGGCAAGCUCAAGAAGCUCGAAGCCCAGCUCGCUGCCAUGGGUCUCGGCUCGUCCAAAGCAGGCUCUUCCAAGCAGGAGGUCAAGUUCACCCUCAAGACUCCCAAGGGUACACGCGACUGGGAACCGCUUGCCAUGUCGCUCCGCAAGCGCAUCUUUACCACUAUCGAACAGGUGUUUUCCGCCCACGGUGCCGUCACCAUCGACACGCCCGUCUUUGAGCUCAAAGAGAUCCUCUCUGGCAAGUAUGGUGAAGACUCCAAGCUCAUCUACGACCUGCAAGAUCAAGGUGGAGAGCUCUGCUCGCUACGAUACGAUCUUACCGUCCCCUUCGCCAGGUUCGUCGCCAUGAACCAGGCCGAGUACGGAAACGUCAAACGCUACCACAUCGCAAAGGUGUACCGCCGCGACCAGCCUGCCAUGUCCAAAGGUCGAUUCAGGGAGUUUUACCAGUGCGAUUUCGACAUCGCCGGCGUCUACGAUCCCAUGGUCCCCGAUUCCGAAGUGCUCUGCAUCCUUGUAGAGACGCUCAGCGCUCUCGGCAUGGAAGGUUUCACCGUCAAACUCAACCACAGAAAGAUCCUGGACGGCCUCUUUGACAUCUGCGGUGUGCCCUCCGACAAGAUCCGCACCAUCAGCUCCGCCGUCGACAAGCUCGACAAGAGUCCCUGGGCUGAGGUGAAGAGAGAGAUGGUCGAGGACAAGGGCCUGGCUGCAGACAUCGCUGACAAGAUCGGAGAGUAUGUCAAGCUCAAGGGCGGCAAGGAUCUGUUGGCCAAGUUGAAGGCGGACGAGGUCAUGAUGGCUCACCCGGUGGCGUCGCAGGGUGUCAAGGAUAUGGAGUUGCUCUUCGACUAUCUCGACGUGUACGGCAUCUCCGACCGUAUGAGCUUCGAUCUCAGUCUGGCGAGAGGAUUGGACUACUACACCGGGUUGAUCUACGAAGCUGUCACGGCGGCUUCUGCUCCUCCUGGAUUCAACGGCGACCAAGCGGCUGCCACGGACAAGAAGAAGAAGCCCAAGAAGAAAGGAGCCGAUGGAGAGGAGGAGGUCGACGAAUCCUCCGUGGGUGUUGGAUCCAUCGCAGCUGGUGGACGAUACGACAACCUCGUAGGAAUGUUCUCCGGAUCUAAGAAGCCCGAUGCCGUUCCAUGCGUCGGCGUCUCGAUCGGCGUAGAGCGCGUGUUCGCCAUCAUGACGCAGCGUCUCAAAGAGAAGGAAGCCCAGGGCCAACGCUCCACCAUCCGCUCGAAAGAGGUCGAGGUGUACGUCAUGUCCAUCGGCGGUGAAGGCUUGCUCAAGGAACGCAUGCAGGUAGCCAAGAUGCUCUGGGAUGCAGGUAUCAAGGCCGAGUUCAUGCACAAGGCCAAGCCUAAGCUUCCCCAACAGUUUGGCGUGGUGGAUAAGGAGGCGAUCCCAUUCGCUGUUAUUCUCGCACCCAACGAGUGGAACGCCGAGUCGAGAGAGGUGAGGGUCAAGCAGCAGAAGGGCAAGGAUUCGGACGAGGGUCAGGGUCAGGGUGAGGCGGUCAGGUUGGAUCAGUUGGUGGAGCACUUGAAGAAGUUGGGCGCUGGAAAGGGUGCGGUCGCAUUGGCAGAGCGGGAGAGCAUUAUCUGA